Saccostrea cuccullata (small rock oyster) is the source of this 642-nucleotide messenger RNA. RefSeq lists its product as uncharacterized. The transcript is spliced from 5 exons. Bases 34 to 618 code for a protein of 194 amino acids. The record is from RefSeq and is a predicted model, not a curated record. Lineage: Eukaryota; Metazoa; Mollusca; Bivalvia; Ostreida; Ostreidae.
GAGAAGCGAGACGAAGGAAAUAUUAUUGGUAAAAUGACAGAUUCUGGGAAAACAAAAGACUUGUAUACGAUAAGGGAUGUCACGCACGAUUUCAUCGUCACGGUCCAUGGACGCGGACAGGUUCUCCUCAUAGGUCUUGGUGUAGAUGGUAACAUCCGGGCGGUUCCCACUGAUAACAGCAGUGCUGAUGGGAUCUGUGUCUCUCUGUUACAGCUCACCCUCACUGAGAAUGGGGGCAUGGUACUGGCCCCAGCCAACCUUGACCUCAGCUGUACUAUAAAUAGCGAGGACCUCACGGGGGAAAUCAACCUCAUAAGUGAAAAUUCCCAAAAGAAAAUCGAAACAAACAAACCGAUUAAAAAAUGUUCAAAUGCAAAAAAACCCUGCCCUAUAGACGUCGCAGACAGGACCCUUAGGAUAUAUCAGGGAGGUGUCCCAAGCCGUAAACUACCCCCUACCCCAGGGAUCACAGUCAAGUCCUCACCCCCACCUAAACCCAAGAGAGAGGGGGAGAUAAUACUGGAAGGGGAAAAAGAAAAGGAAAAGACACCAGUGCCAUUCAUAGAUCCUGAACUCCUGAUCAACAUCAAAUCAACAGAGAAGGUGAGAGUAUUAUAAUUAUAGACCCUGAACUCCUGAUCU